AUGGUUUGGGAUAACGCUUGUGUUGCCUCAACAGGCUCGGCAUCUCAACUCUUUGCUUCCACACUCAACUUUCUGACAGCGGCACAAUGUUUUGUGCCAGACAGGAAAAGUCCCGACAACAUAGUAGCUGAUAUGGAGAAAGUUGACUUUAUUAUCGCGGGAGGAGGCACGGCAGGUUGUGUUGCAGCAAAUCGACUCAGCGAAGUAGAUGGUUGGAACGUUGUGCUUUUUGAAGCUGGAUUCGAGGCACCUGCUGAAUCUGUUAUACCUGGCUUGGAUGGCUCCUUGUAUCAAAGCAAAUACGACUGGAAAUACGUUACAGAAAGCGAUGGUGUAACGCUCCAAGGAAUGAAAAAUGGCGUAGUACAAUGGCCACGGGGGAAAAUGCUUGGGGGAUCCAGUGCAAUGAACGCUAUGUAUUAUGUAAGAGGACAAGAUCAAGAUUUUCAGUCGUGGUAUGAUGAAGGAAAUACAAAUUGGGCACCGGAAACUGUAAAUAAGUAUUUCAGAAAGGCAGAAAAUUUCCAAGACCAACGCCUUGACGAAAUUCCUCAAGUACGUGAAACCUAUGGACACGACGGUCCAUUUGUGGUUAACACAUUUAAUCAUACACUAAACGAAGCAGGUCAGAAUAUUUUAGACUCUUGGAAUCAUAUUGGAAUCAAGAAGGUAAAUGAUAUUAACGCCGACAAGUUCGAGGGACAGGGAUUCUGUGCCAUAUCAAGAGCAGCUGCGGCAAAUGGACAAAGAUCAAGCACCUACAGUACUUAUUUGAAAUCAGCAAGUGAUAGACCGAAUUUAAGAGUUGUUCCCAAUGCUUUCGUGACAAAAGUAUUAAUAGAUGAUAAUUCACGAGCCUACGGUGUAGAAGUUGAAAUUAAUGGAGAAAAAAAGACGGUUUUGGCAAACCGGGAAGUUAUUCUUAGCGCUGGAGCUAUAAACACGCCACAAAUAUUGAUGCUAUCUGGUAUAGGUCCUGAAAAAGAACUAAUUUCUCACAAUAUUCCAGUUAAAGUUAAUUUGCCGGGUGUUGGUCAAAACUUACAAGAUCACGCUUACGUUCCAGUACCAUUCUGUAUGGAUGAACCAGGACCGGAGGAUGAAGCUGAAAAGAAGUUCGAAAUUUUAAAAUACUUAUAUGAUAAAACCGGUUAUUUAGCACAUGAGUUUAUAAUGAAUUUGAGCGCUUUCUUUUCUCGAACUGAUGACAUGUCUUAUCCAGAGUUUCAAUGUCACACUAUAAUAUUUAGACAAAAUUCAUCCAUCGCACGAUCCUAUCUCCGUACUCUUAAAGAUGAAGUAGCAGAAUCUUUCAUGCAAUGUCAGCCGGAUAAAGCGUUAGUGAUUAUGGCAUUUCACAAUUUACAUCCCCAUUCAAAAGGCAAUAUAUGUUUAACGAGCAAUGACCCACACACUUAUCCUUUAUUGUAUCCGAAAUAUUACAGCGAUGAAUGGGAUAUUCAAGCAUCAGGUGAUGGUAUAGAAAUAGUAACAAAAUUACUAGAUACUCCCUAUUUCAAAUCUAAUAACGCUUUUAUUCCCAAAAUAAAUUUGUCCCAAUGCGACGAAUGGGAAUAUCUAAGCAAUGAUUAUUGGAAAUGUUAUUCAACGCAUGUAAGUCAAACAGUUUUUCAUCCAAUAGGCACAGCAAAAAUGGGCUCAGAUCCAGAUGCAGUAGUAGACAACUCCUUAAAAGUUCAUGGGGUAGAAGGUUUACGCGUUAUAGAUGCUAGUGUAAUGCCAUCUGAAACUAGUGGCAAUACUAUGGCACCCGUAAUUAUGAUCGGAGAAUUGGCAUCCGACUUGAUUAAGGAGGAGUAUGGAGUAUCUGAAUAAUUCUGUCAUCCAAAUAAUUGAAUUACUAAUACGAUUAUUAAAUUGAAAAAUCCAUAUGAUACAAUUAAAAUAAAGAUCUUUUAAAAAAAUGAUGGAACAUGUUCGGCGCCGCUACUAAGUACAUAUAUUUUAUUUGCGUCAAUCAUCAAUACCCACUAAAGUGUGAUGUACUUAUGUUGUUAUUUAUUAUUAACACGUACCUUCUCUUUGUUACUGGUCAUUAUAUUCUCUGCAACGUAUUUUCCUGGUAGAUAUCGUUUUUAU
Messenger RNA from Maniola jurtina (meadow brown), 2100 nucleotides. RefSeq lists its product as uncharacterized. The transcript is spliced from 4 exons. Lineage: Eukaryota; Metazoa; Arthropoda; Insecta; Lepidoptera; Nymphalidae. The record is from RefSeq and is a predicted model, not a curated record. Bases 1 to 1836 code for a protein of 611 amino acids. Gene Ontology annotation, molecular function: ecdysone oxidase activity; flavin adenine dinucleotide binding.